This is a messenger RNA of Thermothielavioides terrestris NRRL 8126, 2295 nucleotides long. RefSeq lists its product as uncharacterized. The transcript is spliced from 9 exons. NCBI's taxonomy places the organism in Eukaryota, Fungi, Ascomycota, Sordariomycetes, Sordariales, Chaetomiaceae. Gene Ontology annotation, molecular function: zinc ion binding; DNA-binding transcription factor activity, RNA polymerase II-specific. The record is from RefSeq and is a predicted model, not a curated record. Gene Ontology annotation, biological process: regulation of transcription by RNA polymerase II. The coding region runs from base 117 to 2057 and encodes 646 amino acids.
GCACGCCUGUCCCCACCGCAACUCACCCACGUUCGCUAUCCCGCCGCCCCCAGGGCUCGUCGUGUGUUUACUUCGCUUCUUUCGCUAAUUCUUGUAUUUUCCACGUACACGUAAUAAUGGCUGGUCCCGGUGGUGGUCCUCCUCGUCGGAGCCACACCAAGUCCCGAAAGGGAUGCGACACUUGCAAGCGCCGCCACAUCAGGUGUGACGAGAACUUCCCCCAGUGCCGCAACUGCACCAAGCACAAGAUCCGCUGCCCGUACAACGAUGUCCCUGUCCCUGAGGAUCGGGCCGGCUCGCCCGAUAAGCCCGACCUCAUGUGGACUCCGGAGAUCGAGGCUACCAUCGAUGAGUGGCGCCGCACUGGAAUGUUCCCGUUCCCCAGUCUCGGCAUCUACCCGGCGCCCGCGCCCGAGUCCUUGUCAGUGGAAGACCUGCGGUUGAUCCAUCAUGUUGCUUCCAUCAGCAACCAGAUGCAGGAGCUCGACGCCAUUGACUUCACCCUCUGGACACGGCAGAUCCCUAUAAUCAUCAAGAUCGGCGCGACCCACCGCUAUGUCUUGCAUGCUCUGCUGGCGUUUUCCGCCAUGCACUUGGCGUACCUCACUGGCUGCCCGGCUGUCGGCAACAUGGCCUACGAGCAUCGCGGCGUUGCCUUAAAGGGUCUUCAGGAAGCCAUCGGUGCCUUCUCUCGCGAAACCUCUGACGCGAUUCUUGCUGCGUCCCUUGUGCUCUCGUGGCAAGCCACCGAUUGGCGGAGCUGGACCCAACUCAUGCAAGGCACCUCAUCUGUCAUCGAGGCCAUGGAUCCGUGGAAACACGAGUCCCAGUUCGGUGACUUCAUUGCCGAAAGCAGCACUUUUCCGACUGCUCCGCCGUCGCCGAGGCCGGAUCACCAGCCCAGCCAGCCGCGCGAGGAUGAUCUGGAAGCCUUCCAGCGCGCCCUGCAGCAGCUUCAGAAGCUCGAGAGCUUCCUGAAGAAGAGCCGCGAGGACACAAAGCCCGUUGCCCAGCUCAUCACUUUCCUGAAGGGCUCCCGCAAGGUUACCUCGUCGCUGUCGGUGGCCCAGCAGUUCGACCGGCUGAAGCCUCUGCGCACCUGGCUCUUCUGGCUGCCCGUCAUGUACCUGCAGCGGAAUGGUGCAUCGCCAAGCGCCCUGGUGGUGAUCGCCCACUACUACACGGCCGCCCUGCUGAUGGAACGUCUCUUCCCCGAGAUCGGUGCCGCUUACUUCGGAAGCAUGACCAUCGGCCCCGUCGAGGAGAUCGCUCGCCGUCUCUAUGCCAUCCGCAACGCCGGCCACCUGCAGGGCGACCUCCAGACCCCGCUCAACCUGAUGGAGUUCCCCAUCGAGACGGUCAACGAGUUCCGCUCGCGGAUGGGAUGGGUCCAACCCGUGCGCACGCCCUCGUUCCCCCAGUUCGACACGCCUAGCGUGUACGUGGGCGAGGGCUCGCCGCUGAUGAUGUCGGCGUCGGCGAACGUGUCCGCAGAGUACCUGCCCUACGGAGACAACGUCGCCUUCAGCUACAGCACCGAGGAUCUGUCCGUCAUACCGGAGUCUGGCCCGAGCAGCGCCAUCAGCCCGCUCCAGCUGUCGUCGCCAUAUGUCGACCCGCACUACCUGAACAUACCCAGCCCGUCGUACGGCGGAUACAGCCCUGCGUCGAGCACCUAUGGCGGCGACUUUGGCGACGGCUCUCCUAUCGUCUACAGCGAUGCUGAAGACACGGUCUCGUACGGCGUCGACUACAACUACUCGGCCACUUCACCUAUGCUGGGCGGUGCCAACACGUAUGGCGUCGGGCCCUCCCAUCUCAGCACCAGUCCGGACUAUCCGCCUCCUGAGGAUCUCCACUCCUGGCUGCCCGCGCAACACCAAUCCUUUGCGCCUUCGCCGUUCUUGAGUCCGGCGCAAACUUUGCUCCCGGUUCCUGAGUCGCCGGGUUCCCGACCUGUUUCCCUGGCGACCCAGGAGGAGAACAGGCUGGCUCCUAGUGAUGUGCUCUCGGCGCCGCCAAGCCCCCGGGACAAGGGCAAGGGCAAAAGCGAGUAGCCAACUGCGCGCCUCCAUCACCUCUGGUUACGACUUUUACGACCUGUUUCUCAUUUCUUUCUCCUCGAGCUCCGGAGCGGCUUGCGGUUCCCUACACCUCAACACAGACGCAAUUGUACACUACCCUCCUUUCAGCGAUCAGCAGCGGCCCACCGACUACGGCAGCAGCGAACUCCACGGCAUUGCCAUGCGUGUUACACUCCUUUCCAACGCCUGCGAUGAUUUUACACAUCUAAUC